AUGGAACCUGUAGCUACUCCUAAUAUGUCUGGCGAUGAUAUGGACGGGCAGCUGGCGGAGCUGAACGUCGCGGAUCCUCAGUAUGCGAUGGGCUCGCUGCAUAUAAAGUAUAAUGAUAGGACGCCUGACUUGGAUCGGGUGACGCACGUGCUGCGUCAAACGAGGGCCAACAGCAGUGUGGGGGAUGAAAACUUGUUGGAGCGCCUCUACGCGGGUUCAGAGGAGGAUACGCCUGAAUCGCAGCGGGAAACACUGGAGGGACAGGCAUACAGGGACAUUGCAUCGUCCCCGAGUAAGAUCGGGCCCGAUCAGGGCACUUGCAGCCGCGUGCUGAUUCCAGCCUCGAGCAUUGGAAGCGGUGGUAGACGCGUGGAGCGGUGGUCGACAGCCUCGGACGCAAAGCGGGUGAUGCGGGCGCCGGGCUCCUCGCCCACGAAGUACAAGCGGCCGAACUACGCUGCCGCCAACCUAUAUGGCCCGUCCACGCAGGUGAUUGAGUCGCCGGUGCAUGUAUCUGCGCUGGGCGAUCAGACAACCGUCGCGGAUGCGAGCGCGAGCACGGAUAAGGUUGUUCUACGCUUUGCGACUAUAGCGGGAGGGCCGCUGCUGCCUCCGUCGCGAUCUUCGCCGCCCGCUCUGUCAGAUGAUGCAAUUGAUACUCCCAAUCCGGAUGCUGAGUGCUCUCCCGGCCGGAUCACGCCCCAGCCGGGUCUUGGCGCUGUAUACAGCGAUGCAGAGACCAGUACGCAACUCUCAGAAAAGGCGGAGCCGACCGACGAGUACGAACAUGCAGAUGAUAGAAUGAGGGAAUCCACAGCCACUUCCGCGGGGCCGCCUCAUGCGCGCAAAACGCGAGCACGGCACCGCGUCACCUCGAGCGACGACGAAUACGAGUAUCGGCACGCAGCUUUGUCUGCAUCGGAGAACGAUGUUUCUGGCACUACUAAGAAGCUGAAAUUAGAUGAAGAUAGCUCUCUGCUGAGGGAGGACAAGAGUCUUCUCAACAAAUAUGACAUCAUAGACGAUAGUGCUGUGUGGUGCUAUUCGUCGAACUUAACGUAUUACCCAGCGAAGCUUCUAGUAUCCCAUACCAACACAGCGACCUCUGUGGUGCUAUUUAAAGAGGGAGAGUACGAAGUAAGUAGCGAAGAUUUACACUACUUGGAUUUACGAGUUGGAGAACAAGUCAUCUGCAAUCACAAGCUGUACGUCGUGGAGGCGCUCGAGAAAAGGGAUUGCUAUCCAAUCACAUGCGUGAGGGGAUAUGACACUGUGUAUUUGAGACAGGUGCUCAGAAGUGGCAAGUCCACGCCGGGGGCUAUUUGUAAGCCUCUAAUGGACAUCCAGCUGUCCCUGGAACAAUGGGCUAGACGCCACAAAAUCCAAUUGGAGGAGAAGAGUUCGUUAAACAGCACUGCUAAUCCCGAAGAGUUACAUCGAGUGUCAAGGAGGCGCAGGGCUUCUCGGGUAGUACGCCAUACAUCCCGUAAACUGGAAUCAUUUGAUGGGCGUAUAGGUCACACAGACGUUAGUGGAUCAUUGUCAGAAGACGACAAUCCUGACGCUCCCGAAAGGGCUGCUUUAGAAUAUGCAACCUCCAGGCAACUGCCUCCAGCUAUUUCUGCAGGCAAUCAACUAUUUGAAAAAUGCCUUUUUGUCAUCACCGGCAUAGAGAGGAAGUAUGCAGCGUACAUGACUGAGCUCAUUCAUUCUUAUUCUGGAACGGUAAUCUCCAGUUUUUCCGAAAAUCUUGACUAUGUUGGAAAUACGUUAAAGUGGAAAAAGCGAGAAUACGAGGAGUACAUAUUCGCCUGUCUCAUUGCAGAUCAACAUCUUAGGACACCCCGGUAUUUGGAAGCGCUCGCACUUGGGUGGCCUACGCUACAUUGGAAAUUUGUAAUAGAAUGCAUUAGUAAAGGCAGGGUCUCGUUGGAACACUCUAUCUUUCAAUUUCUGUUACCCGCUGGCGAAAGUCACCGCCUUUCCGUAGAUUCGAGAUCCAAGAAGGGCGUGGUGAAGUCUGCCAAUAUUUCGAAGUUCUACAAUGGGCUCUCCAACCAAUGCACUAUGGGAUAUCAACUGGAGACAUACAAUGUUCGACAGCUGGAGAAAUUUCAUGUUAUAAUCCUGGGCCACUCUGACACAGAUAGUUUUGUCGAGUUCGUGCUCUCAUGCUUUCGUGUGCGGAAAUGGGAGUAUGCGGAGUCGAUUUCGGAUAUAUCGAUGCUAUUGAAGGCAUGCCAAACUAGAUUUGAUCUCUUGGUGUACGUAAAUUAUCCUGACGUACAGAAGAGUGAUCGAAUUAAGUCAGAUUUGAUUGCGAUGGCUACUAACGAACGUGCAUUGUCAGACGGACCGAAUCAGGUACACAUUGAAACUCGUGAGUGGCUAGUGCAGACAAUCAUAAAUGAAAGUUGUGGCUGGAGCAAGGGAACUGCGAUGCCUUAA
This is a messenger RNA of Eremothecium gossypii ATCC 10895, 2448 nucleotides long. RefSeq names its product chromatin-binding protein RAD9 (gene RAD9). The transcript has a single exon. The record is from RefSeq and is marked provisional. Lineage: Eukaryota; Fungi; Ascomycota; Saccharomycetes; Saccharomycetales; Saccharomycetaceae. Gene Ontology annotation, cellular component: nucleus. Gene Ontology annotation, molecular function: histone binding. The coding region runs from base 1 to 2448 and encodes 815 amino acids. Gene Ontology annotation, biological process: DNA damage checkpoint signaling; positive regulation of transcription by RNA polymerase II.